Molecule: messenger RNA, 673 nt
Organism: Harpia harpyja (harpy eagle)
Lineage: Eukaryota; Metazoa; Chordata; Aves; Accipitriformes; Accipitridae
Gene: S100A13
Product: S100 calcium binding protein A13
Exons: 2
Coding region: 328-618 (96 amino acids)
Biological process (GO): positive regulation of cell population proliferation; positive regulation of canonical NF-kappaB signal transduction
Cellular component (GO): perinuclear region of cytoplasm
Molecular function (GO): RAGE receptor binding
Source: RefSeq, a predicted model, not a curated record
AGCGAAUUGCUGCUUGCAGCACUGGCCCCACCCUGGCCACCGUGUCUUCGGCCUCUGCCCCCCCUCCCUGCACCAGCCGGGGAGGGCCUGGCUGAAGCGCUCGGUCCCUAGGGAACGGUGGGGCAGCCCUCAGCCCCGGGACCCUGCUCAGCCUCGCAGAGCUGAUCUGAGACCUUGCAGACUCACUGCACCCUGGGCUAGGGAAGGGGAAAGGGUCCCCUUCUCCUGACACACCCUGGGCAUCACCUCCCCAGGACGCCCCUUCGCCUCCGACCCCGUCUCAGCUCCUCUCCCUGCAGCCCCAGGCCACUGCCGUGCACCAGCACCAUGGCCACGGGUGAGCUGACUGAGCUGGAGAUGGCCAUUGAGAAGAUCGUCACUGUCUUCUUCACCUACGCGGCAAAGGAGGGCAAGAAAGGCACGCUGACAGCUGGCGAGUUCAAGGAGCUGGUCCAGCUCCAGCUGCCCAACCUGAUGAAGGACAUCCCCUCCCUGGAGGAGAAGAUGAGUGAGCUGGAUGUGAACAAUGACGAGGAGCUGAAAUUCGGCGAGUAUUGGCGGCUGAUCGGGGAGCUGGCAAAGGCCAUGCAGAGGGAGAAAGCGGGGAAGAAGAAGUGACGGGGCUGGUGGGGAGGCUCAGCCGACACAGAGCUAAUAAAAGAGGUUUUCCUGA